Lepus europaeus (European hare) is the source of this 3552-nucleotide messenger RNA. RefSeq names its product MAGE family member L2 (gene MAGEL2). The transcript has a single exon. Gene Ontology annotation, cellular component: nucleus. The record is from RefSeq and is a predicted model, not a curated record. Gene Ontology annotation, biological process: negative regulation of transcription by RNA polymerase II. Bases 1 to 3552 code for a protein of 1183 amino acids. NCBI's taxonomy places the organism in Eukaryota, Metazoa, Chordata, Mammalia, Lagomorpha, Leporidae.
AUGUCGCAGCUAAGUAAGAACCUGGGUGAUUCGAGUCCUCCAGCGGAGGCCCCGAAGCCGCCUGUCUAUAGCCGCCCCACGGUUCUGAUGCGGGCCCCGCCUGCUUCCUCCCGGGCUCCACCGGUCCCUUGGGAUCCACCUCCAAUUGACUUGCAGGCUUCACUGGCCACUUGGCAGGCACCUCAACCUGCCUGGGAAGCCCCGCAAGGCCAGCUGCCGGCCCCGGUGCCUCCGGUGGCUCCGAUGGCCCAACCUCCGACCCUGGGGGGCCCGCUGGUCCAGGCUCCCCCACUGGGGGCCCCGAUGGGCAAGCCUCCGACUCCCGGAGUGCUGAUGGUGCAUCCGCCCCCUCCGGGAGCUCCCAUGCCCCAGCCUCCAACUCCGGGAGUCCUGAUGGUGCAUCCUUCUGCUCCCGGAGCCCCUAUAGCCCAUCCUCCGCCUCCAGGGACCCCAAUGUCCCACCCUCCCCCUCCGGGAACCCCGAUGGCCCAUCCUCCCCCUCCGGGGACCCCGAUGGCCCAUCCGCCGCCUCCGGUGACCCCGAUGGUGCAUCCUCCCCCGCCGGGGACCCCGAUGGCUCAUCCUCCUCCACCGGGAACACCGAUGGCUCAUCCUCCUCCUCCUCCUCCGGCGACGCCGAUGGCCCAGCCUCCAGCUCCAGGUGUCCUGAUGGCCCAGCCUCUGACUCCGGGAGUCCUGAUGAUGGCCCAGCCGCCGCCUCCAGCAGCCUUGAUGACCCAGCCUCCACCUUCAGGAGCUCCAAUGGCCAAGCCUCCAGGUCCUGGCGUCCUGAUGCUCCAUCCUCCAGGUGCGAGAGCUCCAAUCACCCAGCCUGCAGCCUCAGGAGCACCAAUGGUGCAACCGGUGGCUCCCCCUGCACAGCCUGUGGCUACUUGGGCCCCACAGGCUCAGCCUUUGAUCCUGCAAAUCCAAUCUCAGGUUAUAAGGGCCCCUCCACAGGUUCCCCAGGGCCCACAGGCUCCACCGGCACAGCUGGCCACACCCCCCGGCUGGCAAGCCACCUCGCCAGGAUGGCAGGCUGCUCCACAGGGCUGGCAGGCCACACCCUUGACCUGGCAGGCCACACAGGUCACCUGGCAGGCCCCGGCGAUUGCCUGGCAGGCACCACCACCUGUUCGCCAGGGGCCCCAACCCAUCCGCCCAGGUCCUCCACCUAUCCGUCCUGGCCCACCACCUGUGCGUCAGGCCCCUCCCGUAGUACGCCAGGCACCACCUGUGAUCCGCCAGGCCCCGCCUGUGAUACGUCAGGCACCACCGUUGAUCCGUCAGGCACCGCCGCCCAUUCGACCUGCCCCCCAGGUCCUGGCCACCCAGCCACAGCUCUGGCAAGCCCUGCCACCUCCACCUCCACUGCGGCAGGCCCCGCAGGCUAGGCUGCCGGCCCCACAGGUGCAGGCGGCCCCGCAGGUGCCUACGGCCCCACCAGCUGGGCAGGUACCCGCGGUGCCGCCCGCUGGCCUGCAGGUGCCCCAGCCAGUGCUGCCGGCCCCGCUGUCUGUCCCACCAUCUGCCCCACAGGCUGUGCACUGCCCAUCCAUCAUCUGGCAGGCACCCAAGGGCCAACCUCCAGUGCCACAGGAGCUGCCGACGUCGAUGGAGUUCCAAGAGGUACAGCAGGCCCAGGCAGUGGCCUGGCAGGCGCCAAAGGCACCCACCCACUUCUGGCAGCCCCUGCCCACCCAGGAAGCCCAGGGGCAGCCCCCCCGGAUCGUCCAGUUGGAGCAGCCCUUUCAGGGAGCCCCGGCCUCCCAGAAAGCACUCCAAAUCCAGCUACCCCCCCAGCAGGCCCAGCCCUCGGGCUCGCAGGCAGAGCUGCCUGCAGUGCAACUCCAGCCAUCCUGGCAAGCCCCACCAGCAGCCUUGCAGGCCCAGCCAGGAGCCCCAGUAGCAGGGGCAAAUUUUCACAGGGGCUCCACUAAAUCACUGAUGACUCCUUCAGGAGAAUGCAGGGCCUCUUCUAUAGAACAGAGGGGCUCUUCUAAGGAACGUAGGACUUCUUCAAAGGAGAAGAGAGCCCCCUCCAAGGAUCGCAUGAUCUUUGCUGCCACCUUCUGUGCUCCCAAGGCAAUGUCAGCUGCCCGAGCACACCUGCCAACAGCCUGGAAAGCCUUUCCUGCCACAUCAGAGACCUUCACUGCCACCUCAAGGGUCUUUCCAUCUACCUCCCAGUUCCAGCCUGCCUCAUCUAAUGCCUUCAAGAGCCCAUCUGCCACCUCAGAGACCCUAAAGUCACUGCCAUUUGCUCUGCAGGAUCCAUAUACCUGUGUAGAGGCCCUGCCUGCAGUCUCUUGGGUUUUGCAACCCAAUGUGAGUGCCUCAAAGGCAUCCACGGCAGUGCCCACCAUCCUGAUGGCAACUGCAGCUGCCCCCCAGACAACUGCCACUACUCAAGAGGCCACAAAGACUGCUGAGCAGCCUCAUCGCCCAUGCAAAGCCACCCAGAAGAAGAAGCAUCUGGAGACUGAAGAGGAUAAUGGUGGCCAUGUGUUAGCCUUGCGUGACUGGCAGGGUCUCAGGCCCUGGGAGAAUCUGAAUCUGAGUGGCUGGGAGGUACAAAGCCCUGUCCAGGUCCCGGGUGACUGGGAGUACCCAAACACUCCCUGUGGCCUGAAUGGCUGGGAGUGUCCUAGUACCUCCCGGAUCCUGAGUGGCUGGGAAGGUCCCAGCACAUCCUGGGCUCUGAGUGCCUGGGAGGGCCCAAGCACCUCACAGGCCCUGGGUCUCUGUGAAGCUCCAGGUAGCCCCCAGCCCUUCAUUAUCUCUGAGGUUUUAUGUCUCUCUCAGGGGUCCAGUGUCAUGCAGGAUGCAGCCAUUGUGGAGACUCGGCCAUUGUAUCCCUUCGAUGAGAGAGCAAAUGCAUUGGUGCAGUUCCUCUUGGUCAAGGACCAAGCCAAGGUGCCCAUCCAGCACUCGGAGAUGGUGAAAGUCAUCAUCCGAGAAUACAAAAACGAGUGCUUAGAUAUCAUCAACUGUGCCAACAAUAAGCUAGAGUGUGCCUUUGGCUAUCACUUGAAGGAAGUUGAUACCAAAAUUCACUCCUAUAUUGUCAUCAACAAGUUGGAGUGCCCUCAAGGUGAUGCAAUGGCAUGCUAUUUAGACAGGCCCCAGUUAGGCCUGCUGAUGGUUGUCCUGAGCCUCAUUUUCAUGAAGGGCAAUUGUGUCAGGGAGGAUCUGAUUUUUAAUUUUCUGUUCAGGUUGGGGCUGGAUGUCCGGGAGACAAAUGGUCUCUUCGGAAAUAUGAGGAAGCUCAUCACUGAAGUGUUUGUCAGGCACAAGUACCUAGAGUACAGGAGAAUCCCUUGCACUGAGCCAGCAGAGUAUGAGUUCCUCUGGGGCCCCCGGGCAUUUCUCGAAACCAGCAAGAUGCUUAUCCUGAGGUUUUUGGCCAAGCUCCACAGGAAGGAGCCUCAAUGCUGGCCUUUCCAUUACCUUGAAGCACUGGCCGAAUGUGAGUCUGAAGAUGCAGACGAUGACGAGCCUGAUGCCAGUGACAAUGGUGACGACCCCACCAGCAGCCCCCCUCCCAGCUAA